UUCUUUUUUUUUUUUUUUUUUUUCAUAUUCAUUUUGCUCUUCUCGUUGAAAAUUUUCAACAUCACGUGAUAAUAUAACUAGGCAACACGAAGAACACUGGGGAAUGUGACUCACGGUUUCCUCAGCCUUCUCAACGCCGGUAUCGAUGGCCUGUAGAGUAGUUUGGAGGUCAUCGUCAAUAAGAUCUACUUGAUCUUCACGGAAUAUGGGGAUGGGUUGUUUGGAGGUGAGUUUCUUUGGACGCGUCGAGCGCAUCAUCCCCCCGAGCCUUGACAUAACUCUGGGGCGAAAAUAUCCGGUCGGUCAUAAGCAACAGGCCCUAAAAAGGGUAUCAAUCAAUAGGCCAGCUCAUGCAAAGUCGCAUAGAGGUAUUUCCAGCGCGAUCGAGCGACGUGGUGGUCAGAUAAAGCAGUUGGCAAUGCCGUGGCAAAACAGUGGUUUCUUGGGUUGACGUUGGUUUGACACUAACAACGGCCUGUUUUGGGCAUCCAGACAGCCUCAGGGGCCCGCUUAAAUUCCCCAAUGCGGCUAGUGCGGGGACAGUCAAUAUCAAAAUGCCUCAGAACGGCAGAGCCUUCCUAUUAUGGUUUAGUGCUACUUACGUCAUCUUUAUCCUUUCUGGUUGAUUGAACGGAAAGUGACUUCAAUGUUGGAUUUUUUGAUAAGUUACAACUACAACUACUACAAGAAUACAAUUCACUUAUCGCGUUAUAUAAAUGCCGUUCUUAAGAUAAUAGCCAGUCUUGUGCUCUUCGACUUGCACUUAUUAUACCUCAUGAUUUAGAUUUCAGACCUUUCAAUUCCCAUUUCCCCGCAUAUAAUCCUUCCUUUGGCUCCUCCCACCUUCACCAUGGCCGCAGAACCUAAUAACGCAGCCAUGUAUGACGCAAGGCGCAGACAGAAGACCUCAGGCUCGGAGGUCCUAGAUAGCAUAGUGUCAGCUUCCAAUUUCAAUCGGGAUGAGGUCGACAGACUACGGAAACGGUUUAUGAAACUUGAUAAGGAUAAUUCCGGCACGAUUGAGCGUGAUGAGUUCCUUUCCCUUCCACAAGUCUCCUCGAACCCUCUUGCGACACGAAUGAUUGCCAUUUUCGAUGAAGAUGGAGGUGGCGAUGUGGACUUCCAAGAAUUCGUCUCGGGACUAUCAGCCUUCAGUUCAAAGGGUAAUAAAGAGGAGAAGCUGCGUUUUGCUUUUAAAGUCUACGAUAUCGACCGCGACGGUUACAUUUCGAACGGGGAGCUGUUUAUUGUCUUGAAGAUGAUGGUUGGGAGCAACUUGAAGGAUAUGCAGCUGCAGCAGAUCGUGGAUAAGACGAUUAUGGAGGCUGAUAAAGAUGGCGAUGGGAAGAUUAGUUUCGAGGAAUUUACGCGCAUGGUGGAGAAUACGGAUGUCAGCAUGAGCAUGACCUUGGAUCAAUUCUGAGCAUACAUUUGUCAAACUUCACUCCGUCUUUUUUACAAUCUUGAUUCCCUCCUAUUAAUUUGAUUAACGCCCAUUUACGAACUAUUAUUUCUUUCCGUCUGCCUUCCCUUUUAUCCUUGCAAACCCGGCCAGUGGCUUUGUUUUCUAGAAAUCGGGAGCCUAAGGCUCGAGCCGCCAAUAAAUUUACGAUCACCUUCUCUGCCCAUUAAGCCCACUACCUAGAAUCACAUAGCACAGCCCAUGCCAUCUAAACCUGGUGAAAUCACUUAUAUAGCUGACAGGUGACUCGCUGAACAUCUUCAAUCGGGAACUAUAAUACAUACCGGACCGGACUCCUUCGCGUUUCUCACUGCUGCAUCCCCUUGUGCGAACUUAAAAAAGCUUAUCCGGCCGGUAUCCGGCGCCAUGUCUUGUCAGCCACAUUUAAGAUUAUCGGUUGUUGAACUGGCAUUCAUGUUAAUGUGGAAGCAUGUGUUAAGUUAACCGACGAACGUCGAAUAAAUAGCUUUUGAACUCAGCACUAUUUGAACAAGCCCGGUUUAUGGAAUAAUAAUGGGAUUCCAUGGUUUCCCAGUACAUAUGGCCGUUUUCAGCCACUGAAAAUCUGAUUAGACGGGUGAGAUGGUUGAAGACUUUUCUCCCGAUUGGUUGAUUGAUUCAUUGAUUGAUUUGAUUGAUUAAUUUAAUUUACUGAUAAUGAUAUCAAAACGGUCUGCACUGUACAUCCGGAUGUACAUGUACGUUCUGUUUGUUUCCAGCAUGCCGCUAUCGUUACUUGAAAAUAUACCUAUUCCCCCGACCAGCUGAGCUAAACGGUGCAUCUAUCCCCUAGCCAGGUUCCUAGUUCAAUCUGCCGCCUCGAUCAACAACAAAUUAGAUUGUACGAGCCUCCUCCAAAAGCUCUCAGCAGCAACCCAAAUAAUCAAAAGCCGGAUUUAAACUUCGCCGCCUGCUGACAACAUAAGAGGAGUGUAAAUUUUAAAAUGUCGCUGGUCGUCUCAUCGUCCACUACCACACAAGUGCCGUCAGUAGCCAGCUAGUGCGUAAAUCCCGCGAACCACAACUAGAGGUUGUCGAUUCCCAGCAAAUCAAAAAUAAUGAUUGUACUAUGCGUAGAGGACCCUUAAAAUCGAUAAUAUUCUAACCUAGCCCGU
Molecule: messenger RNA, 2577 nt
Organism: Blastomyces dermatitidis ER-3
Lineage: Eukaryota; Fungi; Ascomycota; Eurotiomycetes; Onygenales; Ajellomycetaceae
Product: calcineurin subunit B
Exons: 5
Coding region: 851-1423 (190 amino acids)
Molecular function (GO): calcium-dependent protein serine/threonine phosphatase regulator activity; calcium ion binding
Source: RefSeq, a predicted model, not a curated record